AUUUACCACAAACUGAUCAGCUUUAUUACAUGAGCUUUGGUUCCUUGACAUCAAGAUCCUCAUUUCCCUUUUGGAUUAUUAGUGUCACGAAAAAGACUGGUUUCCCGCUACCACAAUUGUUUGGGAAGCUAUCUGUAAAAGCAGCCCAACUAUCUCGAGUAUCACUUACGCCCGCUCAACGACACUCACGAGGAUUCUCCGUCCGCACCGCCACCUCUGGAUUUUACGCCACUGUGCCUCUAACAAAGCAUCACGGUAUGGCCGACAUGGAUUCAGCACCAGCACCAGCUGGUUUUACAAAGGUCACUGAGGGCAAAGCUACUAUCCUCUUCCCAGAUACCAAUGAGGUUUUUUAUAAUCCUAUCCAGCAAUUCAACAGAGACAUCUCGAUCGCUGCUAUCCGGACAUGGGAUGAGAUUUUUCAGGAGGAGCGGGCGGCUAAACGUGCAGAGAAACAGGCUCGCAAGGAGGCUGCAGCAGCAAAGAGAGCACAGGAAGGAUUGGAGCCAUUGCCAGAAAGAGAAUUCCCUCAAGGAGCUGUUGAUCCAACAGCACCCCGUGGGAUUACCAUUUUGGAGGCAUUGUCUGCAUCAGGACUGAGGUCAAUCCGAUAUGCCAAAGAGAUUCCUAAUGUUAAGCAUAUCCUGACAAACGACCUUGAGGCAGAUGCGGUUGCUUCUAUUAAACGCAAUGCUGAGUUUAACGGGAUUAGCUCGGACCUACUAGAACCUCACCAAGGAGAUGCCAUCGAUGUUCUCUAUCAGCACCGCGAUCCUCUCAAGCGCUACGAUGUAAUUGAUCUGGAUCCAUAUGGAACUGCAUCACCAUUCAUUGACGGCGCUGUUCAAGCUGUUUCUGAUGGAGGCUUGCUCUGCGUUACCUGCACAGAUUUAGGAGUUCUCGCUGGAAGCAAUUACACGGAGACAUGUUAUGCCAAGUACGGGGGACAUCCAGUUAAAGCCGAGUUUUGUCAUGAAGUUGCUCUUCGCCUAGUACUUAAUACUCUUUCAGCUUCGGCUGCACGCUAUAAGAGGCAUAUCGUGCCUAUGGUAUCGUUGAGCAUCGACUAUUACCUCCGUGUUUUCGUCCGUGUCUACUCUUCAGCUGCAGAGGUCAAGAUGACGGCAAGCAAGACUUGUCUAGCAUAUGUUUGUUCAGGAUGCCAGUCCAGCUAUACACAAUCCCUUGGUAAAGUAUCGGAGAACGCAAAGGGGAAUAAGAAGUUUGGUGUCAAUACAGGGCCACCCGUAAAUCAAACUUGUGAGCAUUGUGGCUCUAGGUUCCAUGUUGCAGGUCCAAUGUGGGGUAAAGAACUUCAUUCGGUGGCGUUCAUAGAGCGUAUGUUAAACCAUGUCAAGGGUGCCACUGCUCUUUAUCAAACACAACCUCGUAUUUUGGGCAUGCUAACUGUUUGUAAAGAAGAGAUUGAGACACCAUUUUAUUACACUGCCAAUGGACUCUCAGGAACAAUCCAUUGUACCAGCAUCCCUCUUCUCAAUGUUGUAUCAGCUUUGCUUCACGAUGGAUACAGAGUCUCAGGAUCCCAUGCAGCGCAAGGCUCUAUCAAGACAGAUGCACCGUCCUCUGCAGUAUGGGAUGUUAUGCGCUCUUGGGUAAAGCUGAAUCCAGUGAAGAAUAUUAAGCCAGAUUCACCAGCAGGCAGGAUCUUAGCGGUAGAGCCUAAGAAGAUUGCUAAUUUUGAGAUGCAUCCAGAUGCUCGAUCAGAAUCGAGAAAGGCCAAUCUUGUACGAUACCAGAUGAAUCCAACCAAGAACUGGGGGCCGCAAGCAAGAGCUGGAAGUAACAAGCGCAAGGCGCAAGAUAACGAAUCUGAGCUUGUAGAAAAGAGCGUCAAGUUGGAGAAUAAUUCUACUGAUGAUGCUAAGAUAACGGCAGAAGAAAAGGAUAUUGCAUAGUUUUAAUACCUUGAGUUUACAAACAUCACUAAAGCCUAUCUUUUUUAAGUUAUUUAUGGAUAAGGUAGAGAGAACCUCAUAAGCUCACUAUUAUAUUGAAUCUGCC
Molecule: messenger RNA, 2022 nt
Organism: Lobosporangium transversale
Lineage: Eukaryota; Fungi; Mortierellomycota; Mortierellomycetes; Mortierellales; Mortierellaceae
Product: N2,N2-dimethylguanosine tRNA methyltransferase-domain-containing protein
Exons: 6
Coding region: 30-1916 (628 amino acids)
Biological process (GO): tRNA N2-guanine methylation
Cellular component (GO): nucleus
Molecular function (GO): RNA binding
Source: RefSeq, a predicted model, not a curated record